Tetrahymena thermophila SB210 is the source of this 969-nucleotide messenger RNA. RefSeq names its product pyridoxal-phosphate-dependent protein. The record is from RefSeq and is a predicted model, not a curated record. The transcript is spliced from 2 exons. Gene Ontology annotation, molecular function: serine racemase activity; L-serine ammonia-lyase activity; pyridoxal phosphate binding. Gene Ontology annotation, biological process: L-serine metabolic process; pyruvate biosynthetic process; D-serine biosynthetic process. Lineage: Eukaryota; Ciliophora; Oligohymenophorea; Hymenostomatida; Tetrahymenidae.
AUGAGCUCUAGUAAUUAGCAAAAGUAACCAACUGUAGAAGAUAUUCUAUAGGCUCAUUAAAAAAUAAAACCUUAUAUCCACUAAACUCCAAUUAUCACAUGCACUUCAUUGAAUCAGUUAGUUGGAGCUGAUUUAUAUUUUAAAUGUGAAAACUUCUAAAAAGGAGGCUCGUUUAAAUCAAGAGGAGCUGCUAAUGCAAUAUUGUCAUUAAGCAAAGAAUAAAAAAAGAAUGGAGUAGGCACUCACUCUUCAGGAAAUCAUGGAGGAGCGUUAGCCAGAAUGGCUUAAAUUUUUUAGAUACCCUCCUACAUUAUCAUGCCUUUUGAUGCACCUAAUAGUAAAAAAAGAUCUGUUUAAAAUUAUGGAGGUAAAAUCAUAGAAUGUGGUGCAACUAUUGCUGAUAGAGAAGGUACUUUAGAAAAAACUAGAAAAGAAACUGGAUGUGAAAUUGUGCAUCCAUACAAUGAUUAUAGAGUAAUCAAAGGUUAGGGAACUAUAGCUUUAGAGAUUUAUUAAUAAAUUUAAAAACCUUUAGAUUUUAUCAUUACUCCGGUUGGAGGAGGUGGCUUAUUAAGUGGUAUUUUGAUUGCUUCAAAAGCUAUUUCACCAUCAACUAAGGUUAUUGCAGCUGAGCCUUUUUUGGCUAGAGAUGCAUAUUUAUCUUUGAUUAGCGGCAAGGUUGAACCUCAAUUUCCUCCUAAAACAAUAGCUGAUGGAAUAAGAGCAAAUUUAGGAGAUAAAACUUUUGAUAUAAUUAAGGACAAAUGUGAUGGAAUUUUACUUGUAGAAGAACAAGAAAUAGUUGAUGCAACAAAUUUAAUUUGGUAGAGGAUGAAAAUAAUAGUUGAACCUACUUCUGCAACUGUACUAGCAGCUGUAAUUAAAAACAAAGAAUUAUUUAAGGGCAAAAGCAUAGCUUUAGUUUUAACAGGAGGUAACACAGAUAUUGAAUAUAAACCAAAGCUUUGA